Molecule: messenger RNA, 3099 nt
Organism: Symbiodinium natans
Lineage: Eukaryota; Dinophyceae; Suessiales; Symbiodiniaceae
Source: the annotation of a GenBank genome assembly
AUGAGGCCAUCCAUCCUGGCAUCGCUCCUGCUGACACUUUGGGGAGCGGCCUCUGCCAAGGAUUCCACGGACAGCCUCCAGUCCUUCUUGGAGCAGCUGCACAGGAGACUGUCCGACCAGCUCGAAUUGCAAAAGCAGCAGGGGGAGAGCAGGCAUGACUGGUGCCACGAGAAGCUUAAGCUCCUUGCUGAUGAGGGCAAGCAUGCCGAAGGCAUCAUCGAGGGCCUGCGCGGGACAAUUCGAAAGCUGAAGGACACCAAGGAUGACAACAUCAUGCUGGUUCAGAUCACGGAGGCUAUGUCCAGCAGCGCAAAAACAGAGAGCCAAGAGCUCGCACUGCAGUUGUCCACGAAGGCACAGCUGGCUGAAGCUCAGGAGCGUCUGAAGCUGCGAGGUGUGACGUCGUCAGCCACUCAUAGAUUCGCAGCCGCGCUGAGGCAGGCCUGCGAGGCCUCCGAGAAGCGGGCUGCGGAGCAGCAGAAGGCCUUGCAAGAGCAGAUCUCCCUGCUCCAGAGCUCGACAGAGGCCAUCUCUGCGGCGGAGGCGCUUCAUCGCAUUGACGAGUCGAAGGUGGUCGCCAGACCGGGGCAGGUGAGCCUUCUGCAGAUGGCCAGCGAAAGGGCCGAGGAGCUUCCCGACCUGCUUUCCCUCUUCAGAAGGUCUGAGCCCACCGAGGACAAGAUGGACGACCUGUCCUUGCCUUUCCAGUCCAGGUCAACAGAGGCCCAGAUGCAGGACGUUCUCCCAGCCCAGCCACAGGAGCGUCCCAGAGUGGUGGAGCUUCUGGCGAAGAUGCAUAGUGAUGAAACCUUGGAGCGGUCCAAGAAGGAGUCAUGGUGCAAUGAGGAGCGCAAACGAGAGCAAGGGAGCCUCGAGUCCGCGCGGACAUCGGCGAUGCUGUUCAGCGCCGAUGCCCGUGCACAUGAGCAUAUCAAGGCUCAGCUGCAAGACGAGCUGGCGCACAUCCAAACGACGAGCGAGGAGUGCGACAGGGCCAUGCGCACCAUCCUCCAGGAAGCGAGCAACACGUCGCAGGCGUUGGAUGCCACGCGGCAGGAUGACACAGUUGCUGCCAAGGUGCUCAGCAAAGCACUGGCCGGCCUUACGAGCCUUCGAGACCAGUGGUGGGGCCCGGGAUGUGACAGGGUGACAGACUUUGUGGAUGUCAUCGAUUCUGCUCAGCACAGGACGGUGCCUUUGCAGAGCAAGGCUUCCCCGAGAACAGCAGAGGAGGCCAUGCACAGCAGCAUAGUCAGCCAGAUCUUCGCAGCGCACGCAUGUGAAAGCAGUAGCGUGAGAUGGUGUGAGGCACGCUUGGCGCGGCAGGGCAGGCGAGCUUCAUCUCCAGAUGCCUUGUCCAGCCUCCUGGAUUUCAACAACUGGCUCUGCGGGUUGGUACUGUUCUGCGAUCAAGGUGCCUUUUCAUGGCCACUCGACGUCAACGCCAGCUCUCCAGGCAGCAACGUGAAGACGAAGUGCCCUGAGCGAAGCAGGACCAAGCUGUCGGGGGCGCCGCCCCAAACACAGUCCAAGAUCCAGCACAAGAUCCAAUCCAAGAUCCAGCCCAAGGCGCAGCCCCAGGUUCAGCCCGAGGCGCAGCGCAACCCACCAUCCAAGCCACAGCCCAAGGCGCAUCCCCAGUCGCAGCCCCAGGCACAGGUCAGGGAGCCUACCAGGCCGCAGAUGGUCUCGAGUGUCUCGAAGACCUCGGUAAAUACCUUGAAGCCCUCCAAGCCGACCAAAUCACCUUCUUUGAAGCUCGUCACGAGCGUCAUCAACUCCACACCAAAGCCGCUGCGUGGCGGACAGCGGCAAUCGCAGGACAUGCCAUCUCCCGAGGAGUUGGCAGCCGGCGGCAUUGGCUUCCUGGACUUAAUUCCACCAGGGAAGAUGGACCUACAGCCGUCGCAAGCCACACGCCGAACACAGGAUCGAGGAAACUCUUAUCAAUCUCGCGGGCCGUUUGCCAGCACACCCAAGAAGGCUGCUGCCUCUGCCCAAAGCACUGGCGAGGCCAGCAGAACGCCCCAGAGCUCACGCAGGAACUCCUCUUCGAGCCUGGAGGAAGCCGCCAGUGGCUUGCGGUCGGCAUCGCCCCGAGAGGCACUUCGUGUUAGAGCUUAUCCGCAUGAGGCAGCCUCUGAGAAGAUGCUUGGCACCGUGACAGUUUCGUCCAAUGUUUCCAUCAGCACUGAGGACACGUUGAGGAGUGAGCGCGGUUUUGGCACUGUCUCCGACUCUCCUGCGAACAGCAGUGCGAACGAGACCUUGUGCUCUCCCGCAGCUCAACAAGGCCUGCGCAGUCCAAGUUCCAGCCGCAGUCCAGCACAAAGCAAGCGGCUGCCAUCACCAACAAGGCAGCGCGAAGCUGCGAAGCUCGAGACGCCUCGCGAAGCUUCCAUGCGCCGUCGUCGUGAAGCCGCAGACCGCGAACUGCAGGCCCUGAAAGUGAAGCAGGCAGAGGUUGCGGGCGCUUCUCGAGAGAUUGGCCUUGAGCUGCGCCGAUCGCAUGCACGGUCCUUCCAGUCCCCCUUUGCCAUCGCAGAGCCGCAGGAUCCGGAUGUUGCCAGGAGCAAGUUGGCCCAGUGCUGGGUGACGAACUCCCGGCUCAAUCAGUUUGGCCACGCAACUAGCAAUCCGGUGGAUGCGGCCAUGACGUCCUUGUCUGGCGUCAAGCAGUCUUUUGAGCUCCAGGCACAGGCAUGCGAAGGCCUGCAGAAAGAGUCCGCAGACACCGCCAAAAUUGUAGCGGGACGGGCCCACGAUCUACAAGCGGCGCUGGAUGCAGAGGGGCGGAAACUGGAGCUCACCCGGGAUUUCUAUGCGAAACGGCAGCGACGAAGUGCGUCGAUGAAGGACGUCUACGACUCGCAGGUCUCCUCGACGGAGUCGUAUUUGCAAAACCUUGAUCAGUCGUGUGGCAAGAGCGCCCUGGAGCAGCAGUCGCAUGAGAUGCAGGCGGACGUGCGUGCCUUGAACGAUGCUGACAUGGUCUUUACUGGCCAACCUAUCAAGGCUGCGCAUCUCUUGCGAGGAUCUUCGAAGAGCCUCUCGCCAGUGGAAGAGGCAGCGCUUGCGAUGGGGGUGUCGAUCGACUGA